This is a messenger RNA of Porites evermanni, 363 nucleotides long. Lineage: Eukaryota; Metazoa; Cnidaria; Anthozoa; Scleractinia; Poritidae. The record is from the annotation of a GenBank genome assembly.
AUGUCCUGCCCCAUGUGCAGAGUUGAAGUUAACCUACCUCCAGCUGGAGUCGCGGGACUGCCAAAGAACUUCGAGUUGUUGAGCAUUAUUAAUACAAAAGUCACACCCCAUCACGAAGAAGGUGAACGCUUAUACACUUGCGAAGCUUGUAGUGAUAAACAUCCUGCCACCUCUUUCUGCUUAAACUGCCAAGAGGACAUGUGUAAUCUUGCAGCCGGCUGUCACUCUCGCAGCAAAGCAAGUUGUGAUCACAAAGUUUUCUCCUUGGAAUCGUCGCUUGUGACCGUUUUCUGUCAAGAACAUAAACAGCGAUUCCGUUUAUUCGAAUUUCGCUUAUUUGAAGUUCGGAAUUCAGGAUUUUAA